Molecule: messenger RNA, 1404 nt
Organism: Clonostachys solani
Lineage: Eukaryota; Fungi; Ascomycota; Sordariomycetes; Hypocreales; Bionectriaceae
Source: the annotation of a GenBank genome assembly
AUGGCGAAGCCAAGCCUCAAUGAUUUCGAUCGUGCCGAGCGAACUGCCUCGAAGGUUGGAGAGUCACACGAGCAGGGAAUCACACACGAUGCAGUCUUUGGCGACAUCACGGAGGAUGGUCCCAACUAUCGAGACAUCGGCAUGUUCGGAACAGCAGUUCUGAUGAUCAAGUCUCAGAUCGGUCUCGGCGUUCUAUCCAUCCCAUUUACACUCCACGCGCUUGGUAUGGUCCCAGGUGUCCUCAUCAUCAUCGCCAUUGCACUCAUGACUUGGUGGUCCAACUAUGUUAUCGGCGUAUUCAAACAGCGACAUCCCGAAGUAUACUCCAUCGAUGACGCGGCUGGACUCAUGUUUGGUCGUAUUGGAAAAGAAGUGUUCGCUGCCCUUUUCUGUCUUUUAUUCACCUUUUGCUGCGGCUCUGCUUUGUUGAGUCUGUCCAUUGCUCUCAACGCCCUUUCCUUACAUGGUGCCUGCACAGCAGUCUUCGUCGUUGUGGCAGCCAUCAUUGCCUUCCUCUUUGGCAGCAUUCAGACACUCAGCCGUAUCAGCUGGCUCGCAUGGGUUGGAACCGUCUCGAUUCUCACUGCCAUCUUGACUGUUUCCAUCGCCGUAUCCCGACAAGAUCGUCCUGCUGCAGCUCCCACGACCGGCGUUUUCCACUCUGACUAUAAAAUAAUCUCGUCUCCCAGCUUUACUGAUGCUGUAGCCGCCAUAUCUUCCAUUGUAUUUUCAUAUGCAGGAGUGCCUGCAUUUUUCAACAUUGCGUCCGAAAUGAAGGAUGUGAGACACUACAACAAGGCUCUCACCAUAUGCGUGCUUUUCCUCACAUCAGUUUACCUUGUUAUUGGUAUCCUUGUCUACUAUUACUGUGGUUCCUACGUGGCAUCCCCGGCUCCCGGAUCGGCUGGUCCCCUCGUGAAGAGAGUCGCAUAUGGGCUUGCGUUCCCUGGUUUAAUGGUGUCCUGCAUUCUGCCUAAUCACUACACGGCAAAGUACUUGUUUGUUAGAUUCCUUCGUGACUCUAAGCAUCUUACAGCCAACACAUUCACCCACUGGGCUGUUUGGCUCAGCUGCACGGGAGGUGUCGCUCUUCUCGCAUAUAUCAUUGCCAGCGCCAUCCCCAUUUUUGGCAACCUUAUCUCACUCGUCGGUGCCCUGAUGGGCACAAUUCUUUCGUUCCAACCCUACGGAUGCAUGUGGCUUUACGACAACUGGAGCGAUGGCAAGGCAAACCCGACAUGGCGGUGGCGAGUGAUGGUUGGCUGGUCUAUCUUCAUCAUUGUCAUUGGUUCUUUCUUGAUGGUAUCUGGCACCUACGCAUCUAUUGUAGCCAUCAUGGACGGAUUCAAGGCUGAUGGGGGAACUCGUCCCUGGUCUUGCGCUGACAACUCUGGAUCUACUUGA